GGGCCCUGUUGCAGUGCUUAAGCUGGAAGAAUAUUAUCUUAUUUUCUGCGCGGGAACCCUGCAGCCUUCAGCACUCAAUAUUUAGUUCAAAAAUUUAAGGGUCUGAAGAAUUCGUUCAAAGUCGUUGACCCAACCCCACACCGCAAGCUCUGUCAUUGACAUAGGCUGCAUUCAGCACACCAACCAAAUUUCAUUAUCAGCCUUUCUUUCUCUCCUCUAUCAUCCAUCCAUUUGUCUGGCUAACUGUUGUUCUCACUCUUUGAGCUCCAACUCCAUCCAACUGCUCACCCUUCUCACCCCCACCCCAUCUUCAGAGUAUAUAUGCCACCUUUUCCUUGCUACAAUCAGUUCUGAAGGAGAGUCAUUGAAUUCAAAAUGUUAACUCUACUUUCUCACCACAGAUGCUGCCAUACCUGCUGAGUUCCUUGAGAAAUUUGUGUUUGUGUUGCAGCACUGGUCACCACGUGAGAGAGGGCACGGAGUAACAAGAAAAAAAACUACAGAUGCUGGAAAUCUGAAAUGAAAAUAGAAAGUGGUGCAGUAACUCAGCAGGUCUGGUAACAUUUAUAAAGAGAGGGAAAAAAAACCUUUCCCUUACUUCGCUAACUCACAUUUAUAAUUGCAGGCACAGAUGCAGCCGGGUGCAAACAAGAUUCACCAGGAUGCUGCUUGGGCUGAAGUGAUUCAGCUAUGAAGGACAGCUGGAUGGACUGGGAGAAAGACAGAAAACAUAAGAGAAAUUCUGCAGCUACAGGCCUCAGGUUUCUUCCAGCACAAGGUGAUAGUGAAGAAGCGAUGUCUUCAGGUGAUUCUCUCUUGGGGAUCAGCGAGCUGGAGCUUGGGGAAAUCCCCAAGCGGUUUCGUGCGGGAUUCUCCUCGAGCCAGAGACCACGUCUCUCAGUCCCGCGUCUGUGGUCGACAUUUGUGGGGCUGCAGAGCAAGCGAGCGGGCUCAGGUGCCGAUCACCUCCCCUCGCGGAGGCUGGGAUUCCCAAUAAAGCGGCGCCCGGCCGGUGGCUCCUGGAGGAAUCGCGGGCUGGAGGCCGCGCAGGAGGGGUCGGGGUGGCGAGUCCCAUUUCCGGCUUUGCCGGCGUGGGGGGAGCGAGUGCCAUCACCGGCUCUGACGGGGUCCGAUCGCAAGAGAGCGGGCAGCUUUCAAAUCCGCAAGAUGAGAGGCUACGGCGUGUGGGGCAUGGUACCGGCGGAUACCCGUUUUCGGGCGGGACAGCAGAAACGGCGCCCUCCAUCGAAGAAGAACACCCCCCGCCUUCGGCCGAGUGUGGACGACGCCUCAAAAAGGCGGGAAGAGGCACUGGCACGCGACUGGCUUGGCAGCUCGAACCCAACGGAUAAACCGUCAACAGCAGCUGCGCUCUCUCGGAACAAUAAUAACAACAACAACAACGAUGAUGGGGAAAGCAGGCAGAGAAGUGCCGAGGAGGCUUGGAGGAGAUUGAUUGAUAAAGGGAGGGGAGUCACUGAGGAGAUUGUCCUUCCGCUGUCCGAGCGAGAAGCCACCGGAUCAAGCUGCAGAGCUGUACCUUUUACCCAGAGCAUUUCACAUCUAAACUGCAAGACCUUUAACAUCCAAAACCAACUGUGCUUUGGCCAUUGCAGUUCAUUCUUCAUCCCUGGGGCAGAGCAAAGGUUAUACCGGUCGUGCUCCAGAUGUUUCCCGAGCCAGCUAAAGAAGAUUGUGGUCUCGCUGGAGUGUGAAGGGGUCCUGGUGGUGAGCAGAAACAUCACCCUAGUAGAAGAAUGUAAGUGCGACCUCGAAACAGAGCAACUUCUGAAGAACUGACUGCUUGUCUCCUUACCUAAUCCGUUCAUGUAGCUGGCUGAUGGAGAGGAAAUAAUGCAAAUGGGAAUAUUUUCAGGAAUUCCUUUUUCAUCAGUGACUGUUUUUCACAAGCAUGUCCAGUCAUCCUGCCCCCAUUUCUGUCUCUUCAAUGUUUGGAGGAGAUGGUGUUGGUGGAGGGGGUGCAGGGAGGAGGUGGGAUGCAGGGGUGGGUUGUAG
Messenger RNA from Rhincodon typus (whale shark), 2016 nucleotides. RefSeq lists its product as uncharacterized. The coding region runs from base 691 to 1800 and encodes 369 amino acids. Gene Ontology annotation, biological process: determination of heart left/right asymmetry; signal transduction involved in regulation of gene expression. Gene Ontology annotation, molecular function: morphogen activity. Lineage: Eukaryota; Metazoa; Chordata; Chondrichthyes; Orectolobiformes; Rhincodontidae. The transcript is spliced from 3 exons. The record is from RefSeq and is a predicted model, not a curated record.